This is a messenger RNA of Oppiella nova, 532 nucleotides long. The record is from the annotation of a GenBank genome assembly. Lineage: Eukaryota; Metazoa; Arthropoda; Arachnida; Sarcoptiformes; Oppiidae.
GGUGCUCAAAACCCGGACGGAGAUGACUCAAAGAGUUGGUGGUUUUCGGACAUAAAUCCCGAUUAUUUUAGUUCAUCUCAAGAAUCAAAUACAUGUAAAGGGUUUGAUGAGACAUUAUCUUUGAUAAGACAUACUUUUGAAACCCAGGGACCAUUUGAUGGAAUAUUAGGAUUCAGUCAGGGAUCAGCUUUGGUGGCACUUCUAUGUUGUCUGAAAACUCUGAAUGAAUUCAAUUACAAUCUUAAGUUUGUGGUAAUAAUCGCUGGAUUUAAAAGUCUUUCGACAAAACAUUUGGAACUCUUUGACAGACUUAAUGGUCAACUCAUAGACAUUCCGUCACUUCAUAUAAUCGGAGAAACGGAUCAAAUAAUAGAUAAAACCAGAAGUGAACAGUUGUCGCAACACUUUGUCAAUCCAUUCAUUAUCUACCAUUCGGGCGGACAUUUAGUUCCGUCCCAUUCAUCCAAUAGACAAAAGUUUCACCAAUUCUUUGAUCAAUUUAUUUAGAAAAGUAGUAAAAAUAAAAAUAAUU